GGCCACCCGCAGGUAGUGGUGUCGAGCCCCGAGCUCGGAGAACCGAGCUGGGUGAGGGCUCGUUGGUGGCGGCGCAGUCUCGGUAGGCGGUAUGAGUUUGGCUGGGGGCCGGGCCCCUCGGAAGACCGCUGGGAACAGGCUUUCUGGGCUUCUGGAGGCAGAAGAGGAAGAUGAGUUCUACCAGACGACUUAUGGGGGUUUCACAGAGGAAUCCGGAGACGAUGAGUAUCAAGGAGACCAGUCAGAUACAGAAGAUGAGGUGGACUCUGACUUUGACAUAGAUGAAGGGGAUGAACCAUCCAGUGAUGGAGAAGCAGAAGAGCCAAGAAGGAAGCGCCGAGUAGUCACCAAAGCCUAUAAGGAGCCUCUUAAGAGCUUGAGGCCUCGAAAGGUCAACACCCCAGCUGGUAGCUCUCAGAAGGCCCGAGAAGAGAAGGCACUGCUACCACUAGAACUACAGGAUGAUGGUUCUGACAGUCGGAAGUCCAUGCGUCAGUCUACAGCUGAGCAUACACGACAAACAUUCCUUCGGGUACAGGAGAGGCAGGGCCAGUCCCGCCGGCGAAAGGGGCCUCACUGUGAGCGGCCACUGACCCAGGAGGAGCUGCUCAGGGAGGCCAAGAUCACAGAAGAACUCAAUUUACGUUCGCUGGAGACAUAUGAGCGGCUCGAGGCUGACAAAAAGAAGCAGGUUCACAAGAAGCGGAAGUGCCCCGGACCCAUCAUCACCUUUCAUUCAGUGACAGUACCGCUUGUUGGGGAGCCAGGCCCCAAGGAAGAGAAUGUUGAUGUAGAAGGACUUGAUCCUGCUCCCACGGCUUCUACACUGACUCCCCAUGCUGGGACUGGACCCGUUGUUCCCCCUGCUCGCUGCUCACGUACCUUCAUCACUUUUAGUGAUGAUGCAACAUUUGAGGAAUGGUUUCCCCAAGGGCGGCCCCCAAAGAUCCCUGUUCGGGAAGUCUGCCCAGUGACCCAUCGUCCAGCCCUAUACCGGGACCCUGUUACAGACAUACCCUACGCCACUGCUCGAGCCUUCAAGAUCAUCCGUGAGGCCUACAAGAAGUACAUUACUGCUCACGGACUGCCGCCUACUGCCUCAGCCCUGGGCCCUGGUCCUCCACCUCCUGAACCCCUCCCUGGCUCUGGGCCUCGAGCUUUGCGCCAGAAAAUUGUCAUUAAAUGAAGUGAUGUCUA
Carlito syrichta (Philippine tarsier) is the source of this 1197-nucleotide messenger RNA. RefSeq names its product vacuolar protein sorting 72 homolog (gene VPS72). The transcript is spliced from 6 exons. Gene Ontology annotation, cellular component: nucleus. Gene Ontology annotation, molecular function: ATP-dependent H2AZ histone chaperone activity. Gene Ontology annotation, biological process: chromatin remodeling; regulation of DNA-templated transcription. The record is from RefSeq and is a predicted model, not a curated record. NCBI's taxonomy places the organism in Eukaryota, Metazoa, Chordata, Mammalia, Primates, Tarsiidae. Bases 92 to 1186 code for a protein of 364 amino acids.